AUGAGUAUGAGGCCAGAUGAUCAUCGACGAAAAUGGGACAAGGAGGAAUUUGAGAGAAUCGCAUUUGAAAGAUUACAGGCUGAAUUAGACGAGGAAGAAAAUGCUAAAAAGAAACCUGCACCAGUCAAAAGAGAACUUCUUAAACAACGAGAAUACAAAGUUGAUUUGGAUUCUAAAUUGGGAAAGAGUGUGGUUAUCACUAAAAACACCCCCACCUCACAAUCUGGAGGAUACUAUUGUAAUGUCUGUGAUUGUGUGGUUAAGGAUUCAAUUAAUUUCUUGGACCAUAUCAAUGGCAAAAAACAUCAAAGAAAUCUUGGCAUGUCCAUGAAAAUAGAGAGAAGUAGCUUAGAACAGGUAAAGGCGAGAUUUGCACUAAACAAGCGUAAAUUGGAAGAGAAGAAGAGUGAAUAUGAACUUGACACGAGGUUGAAAGAAGCUGCCGAAGAGGAAGCCAGGCUGAAGGAAUUGCGUCGUGAGCGAAGAAGGGACAAGAAACGCAAGUUACAAGAAACUGAAGAAAUAGAAGAUGGUCCCGCUCAAUCUGAAUUAGCCCAAAUUAUGGGAUUUUCUGGCUUCGGGGCAUCCAAAAAGUAG
This is a messenger RNA of Danaus chrysippus (African queen), 597 nucleotides long. Lineage: Eukaryota; Metazoa; Arthropoda; Insecta; Lepidoptera; Nymphalidae. The record is from the annotation of a GenBank genome assembly.